Molecule: messenger RNA, 577 nt
Organism: Motacilla alba alba
Lineage: Eukaryota; Metazoa; Chordata; Aves; Passeriformes; Motacillidae
Product: translation initiation factor IF-2-like
Exons: 2
Coding region: 10-504 (164 amino acids)
Source: RefSeq, a predicted model, not a curated record
AUCGCGGCGAUGGCGGCGCGGCCCCCCCGGCCCGAGCGGCGCCCGGAACCGGAACCGGGACCGCCCCCAGCGCAGGCCCCGCCGCCGGGCUGCCCGCAGCGCCGCCGCUCCGCUGCCCGCGCCGCCGAGCCGGUGCUCCCGCGGGGGCAGCGCAGCGGGGCCGCUCCCCCCGGGGCUCUCGCCUCUCUCGGGGCGGCGGCGCGGGCGGCGGGGAGCGUUCCGCUCAGGCAGCGCGCGGGGCAGCCCAGGGGGCGCGGCCACGGGCGGGGCGGCUGCGAGAGGACCCCGGGUGACGGCGGCGGCGGCGCGACGGGAGCGGCGGUGAGCGGGACCGGGACCGGGAAAGGGACCGGGAUCAGGGACAGGGACCGGGACCCCCACAGGAAUCGGAACCAGGACCUGCGGCCUCCCCUCAGCCCCGGGUUCCGCUGUGGGGCUGUCGGGGCCGGGCCGGCGGCCUCUGUGUCACCGGGGUCUGGCCGGAGUUGUCAGCUCGAGGAGUGAAGGAGUGGCUGCCGCGCUUUACUGAGGAGAAAAACCGACUCAUCGUGCGGCAGUCACAGGGCUUUACACGAGC